Aspergillus puulaauensis is the source of this 2544-nucleotide messenger RNA. RefSeq names its product putative alpha-glucosidase. NCBI's taxonomy places the organism in Eukaryota, Fungi, Ascomycota, Eurotiomycetes, Eurotiales, Aspergillaceae. Gene Ontology annotation, biological process: carbohydrate metabolic process. The coding region runs from base 1 to 2544 and encodes 847 amino acids. The transcript is spliced from 3 exons. Gene Ontology annotation, molecular function: carbohydrate binding; hydrolase activity, hydrolyzing O-glycosyl compounds. The record is from RefSeq and is a predicted model, not a curated record.
AUGCCCCAAAAAGAGUACUGCCCUAAGGGCUACCAGCAGACACAGUCGCAAGACUCGAGUCCCUCUGUGUUCCUUCAUCAUGAAGCAAACAAGCGAUCCAGUGACUUUUCUUUUGAAGCUGUCCGCGAGAACCUCUUCCGCGUCACCUUCACGUCGCCAACCCAUCCCCUUCCUCCCUACCCCAGCGUCACCAAGCCAGAAACCAGCUUGAGCGGCGUCGAUAUAUCGAUAAACAGCGGCACGUCCCAGAAGGAAAUCGAGGUCGGAAACGUCAAAGCCGCCGUCAACUGGGAGAACACCCCCGUGGUGUCGCUGUCAUGGAAGGGCGAGGACAAGCCUCUAUACAAGGACCUGCCCCUGCGCUCCUAUGUCACAGACGGAGACGGCAUCGCACACUACACAGAGCACGACCGCAAGGCCCUGCACGUUGGACUCGGCGAGAAGGGCGCGCCCAUGGAUCUCACCGACCGACACUUCCAGCUCUCUGCGACAGACAGUUUCGGAUAUGACGUCUACAACACCGACCCCCUUUACAAGCACAUUCCGCUUCUGAUCAAGGCGACCCCGGCCGGGUGUGUUGCGAUCUUCUCCACGACACACGGCAGGGGAACCUGGUCUGUUGGAUCUGAGGUGGAUGGUCUCUGGGGCCAUUUCAAGGUAUACCGCCAGGACGUCGGCGGUCUAGAGCAGUACCUUAUUGUAGGCAAGACCCUGAAGGACGUCGUCAGGUCAUAUGCAGAGCUUGUCGGUUUCCCUCUGCUCGUACCCCGAUGGGCAUACGGGUAUAUCUCCGGAGGCUACAGAUACAGCGCAAUGGAUCACCCCCCAGCCCACCAGGCACUAAUGGACUUCGCGGACAAGCUCAAGGAGCACGACAUCCCCUGCUCUGCGCACCAAAUGAGCUCUGGCUACUCAAUCUCCGAAGCCGAGCCCAAGGUCCGCACGGUCUUCACCUGGAACCGGUACCGGUUCCCCGAUCCUGAGAAGUGGAUUGCGCAGUACCACUCUCGCGGUAUCCGUCUUUUGACCAACAUCAAGCCAUUCCUGCUGAGCUCACACCCGGACUACCAGAAGCUGAUUGACGGGGAUGGAUUCUUCAAAGACCCCGAAACCGGCGAGCCUGGAUACAUGCGUCUGUGGAGUGCAGGAGGCGGAACAGGCGGCGAUGGAUGCCACAUCGACUUCACCUCCGCGGCAGCCUUCAAGUGGUGGUACGACGGGGUGCAGUUCCUCAAGCGCUCUGGAAUCGACGGGAUGUGGAAUGACAAUAAUGAGUACACUCUGCCCAGCGACGACUGGCGGGUGGCGCUGGACGAGCCCACCGUCUCGGAAGCUGUCAAGAAGCAGGCCGAUGACAAGACUGUUGGUCUCUGGGGUCGUGCCAUGCACACAGAGCUCAUGGGCAAGGCGUCCCAUGAUGCUCUGAGGGACUUGGAGCCCAAUGUGCGCCCGUUUGUGCUGACUCGUAGUGCCACGGCUGGAACGAUGCGAUAUUCUGCUAGUACCUGGAGUGGUGAUAACGUCACCAGCUGGGAGAGCAUGAAGGGUGCCAAUGCGUUGUCUCUGAAUGCUGCUUUGUCUCUCCUUCAGUGCGAGGGCCACGACAUUGGCGGUUUCGAGGGCCCCCAACCAUCCCCCGAACUCCUCGUCCGCUGGGUCCAGCUAGGAACCUACUCCCCCCGAUUCGCAAUUAACUGCUUCAAGACCUCCCCGGCCAACAACGAAGUUGGCGACGUCAUCGAACCCUGGAUGUACCCCGAAGUAACCCCCCAAGUUCGCGCCACAAUCAAGCGCCGCUACGAAAUCCUGCCCUACAUCUACAACCUCGGUCUCGAGAGUCACUACUUCGCCUCCCCGCCGCAACGCUGGGUCGGCUGGGGCUACGAAUCCGACCCCGAAGUCUGGACCAAGACACUCAAGCGCGGCGAGGAGCAGUUCUGGUUCGGCGAGACGAUUCUCGUCGGCGGCGUCUAUGAGCCCGGCAUCAACGUCGCAAAGGUCUAUCUCCCACGGAAGACAGACGGACAAUUCGACUACGGGUUCGUGAACCUGAAUGCGCCGUACAGCUACUACGCGUCCGGGCAGUGGGUUGAAAUCGCGUCCGAGUGGAAAGAGAGCAUCCCCCUACUCGCGAAGAUCGGCGGCGCCAUCCCCGUCGGGAAAUCCGUGCAGACGCGCAUUCCAGGCGACGAGACUGCCGCGUCGGUGUCUGUUUCUGAACUGGAUGACUACCGCGGCGUCGAGAUCUUCCCGCCGCGCGCGAGCUCGCACGGUAAUGUCUUCUCGAUGACGUGGAUGGAGGACGAUGGGAUCUCGGUUCAGCCGAAGGUGUCGAAGUACACGAUUCGCUACGAGGCGACGGAUGAUCGGGUUAUUGUUGGCUUUAGCAAGGACGAGACGAGCGGAUUCGUUCCGGCGUGGAAGGAGCUGGAUAUUAUUCUGCAUAAUGGGGAUGAGAGGAGGGUGGUCUCGGAUGAUGGAAAGACGGUCGACUAUAAGGGCAAGGAUGGGCGUGGUCGUGAGGUUUAUACCCUCCGGUACUAG